Messenger RNA from Linum tenue, 2599 nucleotides. The record is from the annotation of a GenBank genome assembly. NCBI's taxonomy places the organism in Eukaryota, Viridiplantae, Streptophyta, Magnoliopsida, Malpighiales, Linaceae.
AUGAACCCACUACUGUUACUCGCAUUCCUCCUCUGCCUCCUCCCCUGUUUUUCAUCCAAAGACACCAUAACCUUCGACGAAUCUCUUGUAGAUGGACAAGUCAGAGUCUCUAGCGGAGAAAAAUUCAGCCUUGGGUUCUUCAGCCCCGGGGUGUCCAGCAAUCGCUACCUCGGAAUUUGGUUCACUCAAGUCUCAAUACAGACUGUUGUUUGGGUCGCCAACAGAGAUAAUCCGAUCAACGAUACUUCCGGAGUGCUCUCGUUCGACCGUUCUGGCCGCAAUCUUGUCCUCUGGUGUUGCUCAGGAACGAACACUACGACUAGUACCACUCUGUGGUUUGCAGGUGGCAAGUCAAUGGCUCGCCUAUUAGACACUGGAAAUUUAGUAAUUCUGCUUCAACAAGAACCCACGAAGGCUUCAGAUGCAAACAAUCUGGUUGGUAAGGAGGUAUGGUGGCAGAGUUUUGAUCACCCAACAGACACCGUGCUUGCAUCUAUGAAGCUGGGGUUAGACAGGGAAACUGGAAUCAAUAGGAUAAUUCGUUCAUGGAAGUCCCCUGACGAUCCAGCGACAGGGGACACGUCCUACUACUUGGACCCAAAUGGGUCACCUCAGUUGAUGUUAUACAAAGGUCAGACGAAAAAAUGGCGGAGUGGGAUGUGGAAUGGUAUACGGUGGAGCGGGGUUGCGUACAUGUCGCGUGGGUUUACUUCAAUCUUCAACACAAGUGUCGUCAACGACGACAAUGAGUCGACUGUCGUUUGGGGAGUGACUGAUCCCACCAUCAUUUUUAGGAUCUACACGCACCCCUCGGGAAACGUGAGGCGAGCCACGUGGAACGGUCAGCGCGGUGAGUGGUUCGAAUCGUUUUACAUGCCCAAAGACCCGUGCGACUACUAUGGACAGUGUGGGCCGAAUGGGAACUGCGAUCCGAAUAGAGAUGCAGGGGAGUUUGUGUGCAGUUGCAUUCCAGGGUUUGAGCCCAAGAUUUUGGCUGACUGGUCAAUGAACGAUGGGUCGAGCGGGUGUGUGAGGAAGCGGUCGAGGAAUUCGAGUUGUGGCCGGGAUGGUGAAGGGUUUGUAAAAUUGGAAAAUGCUAAAGUUCCCGAUUCAAUGACGGGACGAUUGAACAAGGGUAUGUAUUUGGACAUGUGUAGACAAGAGUGCUUGAAAAACUGUUCUUGCACGGCUUAUGCGAGUUCUGACUUGGCUAGUGGAAUUGGAUGUGUGACAUUAUAUGGAGAUUUGUUAGAUACGAGAGUAUUUGCUGAUGGUGGCCAGGACUUGUACGUGCGGGUGGACGCAAUCGAACUAGAUGAGUACAUGAAGAGUUUGAGAGGACAUACAGACACAAGGAAGAGGAAGAUGUUAGCAAUUGUGUUGGUGUCUGUGACUGCGGCCAUCAUUUUGAUUCUCUCCCUUGUCUAUUUCCUUCUAAGAACCAAAAGGAAAGGAAACAAUGGAGGGUCCAACAGUAUCAGCCAAGUGACCAUCUUUUCUAUCAAUGAUAUAUUUAUUGCCACGGCAAAUUUCUCCUUAGACAACAAACUUGGACAAGGUGGUUUUGGCUCUGUUUAUAAGGGUCGGCUGCUAGAUGGACGAGAGAUCGCAGUCAAAAGAUUAUCGAGAACAUCGAGACAAGGUACCGAAGAAUUCAAAAAUGAAGUGCAAUUAGUUUCCAAACUCCAACACAACAAUUUGGCAAGGCUGUUUGGUUGUUGCAUUCACGGAGAGGAGAAGAUGUUGGUCUAUGAAUACUUGCCGAAUAAAAGCCUCGACUUCUUCAUCUUUGAUAAGAUAGAAGGGACGGGGUUGGACUGGAAGACACGAUUCAAUAUCAUUAUUGGAACUGCUCGAGGGCUAUUGUAUUUACAUCAAGACUCCAGGCUAAAAAUUAUUCAUCGAGAUCUGAAAGCUAGCAAUGUUCUACUUGAUGCCACAAUGAACCCCAAAAUUUCAGAUUUUGGGAUGGCUAGGAUGUUCGAACAUGAUCAAAUGGAGGCAAACACAAACAGAGUUGUCGGAACCUACGGAUACAUGGCACCUGAGUAUGCAAUGGAAGGUAUGUAUUCAAUGAAAUCAGAUGUCUAUAGCUUUGGAGUCAUGACACUUGAGAUAGUGAGUGGUAGAAGAAGCAACCAUUACAAUCAAGAGAGUUCAUCACUUGGGUUGAUUGAUCUUUCGUGGGACAUGUGGAAAGAAGGAAAAGCGUUGGACGUGAUGGAUUCAUCAACCAUAGCAUCGGAAUCCUACUUUAAAGACCAAGUGAUGAGAUGCAUUCAGAUUGGCCUGUUAUGCAUUCAAGAAUCUCCAAAAGAUCGACCGACCAUGUCAAACGUUGUCUUCAUGUUAGUAAACGCAACUAGUGUUCUUCCAUCUCCCAAGAAACCGGCAUUCAUCUCCAAAAGGAAAUUCGUCGAUCCAGACUCAGCAGCGGCCGCAGCUGGACCAACCGUUCCUUCCAUCAAUAAUGUGUCGAUCACCGAUUUGGAAGCUCGAUGAUGCUUAAAGCGCUACGUUUGGAUGAGGAAUUGUAACAUCCUAAAUCUCUCCAUAUUAUUCGACGAAAAAGUGGUUGUUUUAUUUCUGAAUACAUGUA